AUGGGUCCUGGAAAGAAAGGUGCCCAAAUCUUCUUACAAGCCCGCCUCGGCCAGGAAGCAAGACCAUUUACCAGAUUAGCUGGACAAAUUUACCGGCCACUUGUCCUUCUCAGCCUAGUUUGCCCACAGUCACAGGUGAUGCGGCAUCUUGGCAUCAUUCCCAGGAUCUUUGAGGUUAUCGGCAUUUCCGAGGAUGGCCAGAUCACUUGUGGCUCAAAACUGGCAUAUUCAGUUAGUGAAGGCGUGGCUAGUAGAAUUCGAGGAGACAAUCUAAGCAAUGAGCUUGGACAUUUGGAGACACUGAAUGAAGACAAACUGGAUUCAAUUUUGAAGAGAUUCUUGAAAGAUUUGAAAGAGAAUAAAUUGGCAUACCAAUUUCCUAGCACCAAUAUAGAACAAUCAGAGAUUCUUGUUGGUGCUGCCAUUCAAAUAACAGAAGCUUAA
This is a messenger RNA of Dovyalis caffra, 444 nucleotides long. The record is from the annotation of a GenBank genome assembly. Lineage: Eukaryota; Viridiplantae; Streptophyta; Magnoliopsida; Malpighiales; Salicaceae.